UUAUCUUGGGUCAUUGAGUGAGAACUUUCAGCUGGUUUAAUAAUUAAUGUGUGAUACAGCAGCUUUCCUGGUUCCUCGUUUCAUUACAUUUGAACAAAUAGAUAAAUAGACCAAGGUGACACACCUAUUACUAUGAGUUGGCGGAUGGAUGGUGCUGUCAAUGCUUUCUGAAAUCCCGAGGAAAUUAUCGGUUCGUGCUUGACAUGUAUUUUGGAAAAUUCACCUCGGUAAUGGAGCGGAUCACUGACUUGUUCUGUUAGUACACACCUUGAGCUUCCACUGCCUCAUAUGCUUUCCAGGAUUUGACAACUGCUGCUCAGAUGGGGUGCAGAUGCUGUAGAAUGAUUAGAAGGUACAUCUUCGGACCAGCUAUUGGAGAACUUCCAUCCACUGUGAGAAAUGAAAUUAAUUGUAGAAACAAUGACGUUAAACAUGAGGGCGCAUUCCACAACAAGGACAAGACUAACAAUAUUGUUGCUUCAGCUUCGGACAAAGUGAUAAACUUGGAAGAGCAAGAUGCAGGAAUAAAAAUAAGGGAACGUAAUGCAUCGAAGAAAAAUAUAGCAUGUGUACAAAAUAAGAUCGUUGAAAAUGUCAGUGACAGCACAGACAACGGUGCAACACAUGUGCUGAAUAACAACCAAGUGCAGAAAGCUUCGAGUGAAGUGGCGCCACACCCCACUAAUACAAAUAACUGCUCCACAUAUAAUAUAAAAACUGCAAAUACAAAUGAAAUGGUACAUCAGCAUGACCCAGGAAUUGAAAGCGAUUGUCUCACAGUCAAUGGACUCUCCACACAUUAUCCUGCUGAAGUAAUUGCUGUUGUUCCAGAAGGAGAGAAAGUUGUAGACAAUCAUAAAAUUGCGAACAAAAAUAACAACAAAUUAUCGUCCAUGGAACUUGAUGAACUAAUUGAAAAUAAUCUGGAAACUAACAGGGAUGGAAUCAAAGGUUUAUCCGACCCAUCUUCCAAUGAAAAGAUGAACACUUUAAAUGGAUACAAAGAUCUAGAACGCACUCCUCCUCGCAUUGAUGGGGAAUUCACCAAGAACUUGCACGAAGAGGAGCAAUUCAGCCUAGAGAUUGAAGAUGCAGAGGUGGCUGCUGCCCUUGCAGCACUGGAGGCUGCAAUAGCUGGAGAAGAUGAUGAACUGGAAGACUACUGAAUCAGAGCACAACUGAAGAAUGCAAUAUAAAUUUGGACGUCAAAUGACAUUCCUAGUCAGCAAAACAACUGGACUCUUUGGAGACUCUUUAAAAUGUUGUAAAGUCAUUUUUUUUUCAUAUGAUAAAAAUAUUCCAAAAGGUAGAAGCAGAAAUAGGUUUCAGAGGUUAUGGGAAGAAGGCAGGAGAAUGGGGUUAGGAGGGGGAGAUAGAUCAGCCAUGAUUGAAUGGGGGAGUAGACGAUGGGCCAAAUGGCCUAAUUCUACUAUCCCUUAUGACCUAAAUCUUUGGAUCUGGCAUUGUAGAAUGAAUGUGGGAGAACAAGGAUCUUGCAACAGGACUUACUUUGCUGGAGUAUCUGUGAAUGAUGUCUUGGACACUAUUGCUAGGUGACCUCACUAAUUCAAUUACAGUUUUGGUUCUCAGUAGAGCAGAGUAUUCAGAAGAUUAUGCCACAGUAGUUACAUGGAGGAAACGCUGGUAGUAUCCUCCUAAAGAGUUAGGGAAGAUGAAUGGUUAUUUUAUUUAUUCAUUCAUGGGACAUGGGCAUUGCUGGCAAGGACUUCUUUGUUUCCCCAAAGGUCUCGGUGAGUUGCCUUCUCGAAGGACUGCAGUCCAUGUGGGAAUAGUUCUUCCAAAGAGAUGUUACGUAGGGAGUACCAUACAACAAAUUAUCCCCUUAAAUUGUCUUUUCUUUGAAUGGAUCAGUCACGAUACACAAUUUAACCCCUUAAAAAGGGCCUGAACCAUAGGGAGAGAUUGAGCAGUCUAGAAUUUUAUUCCUUGAAGCACAGGAGGAUGAGAGGUGAUCUUAUCGUGGUGUACAAAAUCAUGAGAGGAAUAGAUCAUGUAAAUGCAC
Amblyraja radiata (thorny skate) is the source of this 2023-nucleotide messenger RNA. RefSeq lists its product as uncharacterized. The transcript is spliced from 3 exons. The record is from RefSeq and is a predicted model, not a curated record. Lineage: Eukaryota; Metazoa; Chordata; Chondrichthyes; Rajiformes; Rajidae. Bases 321 to 1166 code for a protein of 281 amino acids.